Molecule: messenger RNA, 3073 nt
Organism: Morus notabilis
Lineage: Eukaryota; Viridiplantae; Streptophyta; Magnoliopsida; Rosales; Moraceae
Product: probable serine/threonine-protein kinase WNK4
Exons: 7
Coding region: 799-2694 (631 amino acids)
Biological process (GO): intracellular signal transduction; protein phosphorylation
Cellular component (GO): cytoplasm
Molecular function (GO): protein serine/threonine kinase activity; ATP binding
Source: RefSeq, a predicted model, not a curated record
GAUCCAAAUCUCAACUCUGUCUUCCCAAUCUAGCAAAUCUCAAAAGCUAAUCUCCAAAAAACCAAAUUUCAUUCCCAACCAAACUCCCAAAAGGAAUUUCCCUUUUCCCACAAGUUUCGAAUCAUUCUCAUCCACAAAUGCAUCCCUCCAAGCGCAGCCAAAGAUUCUUCAAGUUCCGUUGUAGCAGCAACCCCUCUUCAUAUUAUUGCACCAAAUUCUCUUCCUAAGAAUUAAACCAAUUUCAAGAAUUUCCCAAACUGUCCCUACAACUAUUUAGAUUUUCCACUUUUUUUUGGGUCCAUUAUUGUUAUUAAUAUUUCCGUUUAUUUCCAUCUUGUUUGAGAAAUUAGAAAAGUCUACUUUAAUUAACUAGACAAGAGAGAUAGAUGGUUGGCAAAUACUACGAGGUGUGCUUGUCAAACGUCGUUGUGGUAGGAAUGGCCUGGAUUAUGCUGAGGAUUGAUUACUCAAGACUCUUUUGGCUUCUCUUUGGCGUCUUUUCCUACGAAAACCACGAGGGAAAGCCUCGGAUUUAAUACCUACUUGGUUUUUUUUUUUUUUUUUUUUUUUUUUUCUUCUUCUAUUUCUAUAAUUAUCAAUCAUACCCUUCACGUUUAAUCUCCUAUAUUUCUAGGCGAUCAAUCCUUUCAAGCUUUUUCUUUUUGAUUAAUAUUCCACAAAAAGAGAGAGAGAGAGAGAGAGAAUAUUCUGAAGAAUUCUCUCUCUCCAAAAAAGAAAGGAAAAAAGGAGAGACUUUGUGAGCGGUAGUACUAGCUUGGGGUUUAGUAGCGGCGAAACAUGUACAAGAAGAAGCAUUUUGGUGGAGAUCAGUUUGCUGAUGAAGCCCAAGAAAACUACAGUGCUUAUGUUGAAACCGAUCCCACCGGUCGAUAUGGUCGGAUUGAAGAAGUUUUGGGGAAAGGGGCAAUGAAAACAGUGUACAAGGCAAUUGAUGAGGUACUUGGGAUGGAGGUGGCAUGGAACCAAGUCAAGCUCAAUGAAGUCCUUCGCUCGCCGGACGAUUUGCAGCGCCUCUACUCGGAGGUUCACCUUCUCAGCACACUCAAUCACGACUCCAUCAUGCGAUUCCACACCUCCUGGAUCAACGUUGAUCGGAGAACUUUCAAUUUCAUCACUGAAAUGUUUACUUCCGGGACUUUGAGAGAAUACAGAAAGAAAUACAAGCAAGUGGACAUACGGGCCAUUAAGAACUGGGCUCGACAGAUCCUAAAGGGCCUUGUUUAUCUACAUGGCCACGACCCUCCGGUGAUUCACAGAGAUCUCAAAUGUGACAACAUCUUUGUUAACGGCCAUCUUGGGCAGGUCAAGAUUGGUGAUCUUGGCCUAGCCGCAAUCCUCCGUGGUUCCCAAUCUGCUCACAGUGUUAUAGGCACACCGGAAUUUAUGGCACCAGAGUUGUACGAGGAAGAUUACAAUGAACUAGUUGAUGUGUAUUCAUUUGGGAUGUGUGUUUUGGAGAUGUUUACAUCAGAAUACCCCUACAGUGAAUGUACCAACCCUGCACAAAUUUACAAGAAAGUGACAUCGGGGAAGUUGCCAGCUGCAUUCUACAGAAUUCGAGACUUGGAAGCUCAGAGAUUCAUAGGGAAGUGCUUAGUCAAUGCUUCAAAGAGACUGCCGGCGAGAGAGCUUUUGCUUGACCCUUUUCUUGCCUGUGAUGAAGAUGAGAAUUCGGCUUUGCGAGGAGUUGGAAGUCAGAAGCCUUUCCUAAACGACAAGGAAAUGGGGAAGUUGAGAUUGAGGGAUGAUGUGCCCCGGACUGACAUGAAAAUCACAGGGAAGCUUAACCCUGAAGACGACACCAUUUUUCUCAAAGUUCAAUUUGCUGAUAAGGAUGGUUCUCUUAGGAACAUAUAUUUCCCAUUUGACACUGUUACUGACACAGCAAUUGAUGUUGCCACUGAGAUGGUGAAGGAAUUGGAGAUAUCUGAUUGGGAACCAUUUGAAAUAGCAGAAAUGAUCCAAGGGGAGAUUUCUGCUCUCAUACCACAUUAUGAUACUUUUAAUUAUCAAGAUGAUGAUGACGAAAAUGAUGGGACUCAUCAUCCUUUGUACUCUUUCUCAUCCUCUUCUUCAUCCCAAGCAUCAAUAUCAGGCUUGAUCACCUCACAUGGGGUUGACAACAUUGCAAAUCCUUGUGAUUGGCUCCAAGAUGAUUUGCUUGAUGAUAUCAGCUCUGUAAGCUCUUCACACUCAGGAACCUAUUCCAACUUGAAUUACAUUUCUGGAGAUGAUCAAAACGAGUCCAAUAUCAGCCCUGCAAUAGGAGACAAAAACCCCAACAUCAAUUACAAUACAAAGAUUCACAACGUUACAAGAUUUUGUCCCGAAGAGAGAUACCGAAAUAUCAAUUCAGGGCAAUCCAACGAGCAAUGCAAAGCUUUCAUGUCAUCUAGAGGUUCAAAGGACAAAAGGGUCGUCAUGGACAGCCUUAGAUUGAAUAGGAACACGUCAUUGGUGGACAUACGGAGUCAGUUGCUACACCGGUCGUUGGUCGAGGAGGUUUACAAGAGGCGGUUGUUUAACACGAUCGGAGCAGUCGAAAACAUCGGGUUUCAAUCACCUUAUGAUCAGGUGUCUAAGCAAAAUGCUAGUGGUGGUGGUGGUGCCAAUAAGAAAGCUUCAAGGAAUGUAAAGGGUCAUGAAGGAAAUCCGCAUAGAAGAGUUAAUUAAGCUCUUAUUUUGGAUGAAAGUUUUUGUUUAUUAAGAAGGAUAGAGGACUCUGACAUGCUCUAAUCUAUGGAGAUCCAAGGAAACGGCUUUGAUGGAUGAUUUUAUAUAGAUUAUGUUCUUCACUUGUGCAGAGUUUUAGGCACGAUUGAUUGUAAAUAUGUAUCAGCUAGCACAAUGUCACAAUUUGAGAGCAGAUCAAGGAUCUUUAGGUUCUCAAAAUGUCGUGAUGCCUUAUCUUGUGUAGUGCCCGCCAUUGAAUAGAAGGACAUUAUAGUAUCCUUUUUCAACAAGCAGGGAUCAAUAUAUCAUUAGCCAGAAGAAAAGAUAUAUAAAUAAAUAAGUGCCGGGGCAAAUAUGUACAUUUUGCGCUAUAAAGCAA